GCUUGCUAAGGAGCCAGAAUAACGAAGGCCGAGAAGCGGCCUUCUUAUAUACUGGCCUUCGAAUCCGUCCCGUGCUUAGGAUCGCCAAGUCCCUUCGUCGAGCUCAUGAAUCUGCCUCCAAUCUUUAUUCCGCCAUCUUCCACGCCUGGAGAGGUGAAUGUCACGAAGGACAUGAGACCAGGCUAUUUCUGGAGGACCGAAUUCCGGACAGCAAGAGCUGCAGAUCGGUUAAUAUGUCCCUAGCUUUUCCACUGGUAUUUUCGACAAUCCCCUCGGAAAAGAAGAGAGUCUGGCACGAAACAGUCGUUAAGGUACUCUACGAUGAAGAGGAUGGUUUAAACACUUCCCACAGCGUGACAUUCAUCAUCACCAGGGCUGAGCCUCCCAGGCCCCGGAUCGUCCCGGUGGACAAUAUUUGUGCUGUGAUCAACCCAGCCAGCCAUAUGGCUUUUGUUCUCACCAAACAACACAAAAUCGGAAUGAUGAUAGCGGGUGGCUCUGGGCUAGCCACCUCCGCCCCGUCCGCAAAGAGAUCCCUGAAGGAGCUUUUCUCCAUCCAAGCGGACAGGCGACGCGGAGUUACCACUAUACCUCUAAAGUUCCGGAUGCUCCUCGCACUCCGACUUGCAUCAAACCUCCUCCAACUAUUGCAAACACACUGGCUUCCCAACGCGUGAUCACACGGAAUGGUUUUCUUCCCCGUCACGACAGCAGCACAUCAAGGAAGCAACCCCGAUAUUGACUUCAGCCGGCCAUUUAUAUCUGUUAACGUGUGGCUAGUACUGUGCCUUGUAACUGCCUUGUACUACCUUGUAGUAUAGAAG
This is a messenger RNA of Neurospora tetraspora, 824 nucleotides long. RefSeq lists its product as uncharacterized. The coding region runs from base 234 to 677 and encodes 147 amino acids. The transcript has a single exon. NCBI's taxonomy places the organism in Eukaryota, Fungi, Ascomycota, Sordariomycetes, Sordariales, Sordariaceae. The record is from RefSeq and is a predicted model, not a curated record.